Messenger RNA from Ipomoea triloba (trilobed morning glory), 1683 nucleotides. RefSeq names its product serine carboxypeptidase-like 10. Gene Ontology annotation, molecular function: serine-type carboxypeptidase activity; acyltransferase activity, transferring groups other than amino-acyl groups. The coding region runs from base 58 to 1500 and encodes 480 amino acids. The record is from RefSeq and is a predicted model, not a curated record. NCBI's taxonomy places the organism in Eukaryota, Viridiplantae, Streptophyta, Magnoliopsida, Solanales, Convolvulaceae. Gene Ontology annotation, biological process: proteolysis; secondary metabolic process. The transcript is spliced from 14 exons.
CAUAUACCCAUAUAUAUAUAUAUAUAUAUCAUAUCAGCGCGCAACUAAUAACUGUAAAUGAAAGAAAACAUGCAACGCCAUUAUUAUUGCAGGUUUUGCGUCUUCCUUGUGCUUAUUGUGGUGUUGUUGAAGCUGGAGAGCUGCCAUAAACAUGCAGUAGAAGCCGCAUGUGGUUUGCCUGUCAACUUUCUUCCGGGCUUUGAUGGACCUCUUCCAUUUCAACUCCAAACUGGGUACAUUGGAGUACAAAAUGAAGAAAUACAACUUUUCUAUUAUUUCGUAAAGUCAGAUUCAAAUCCCCAAGAAGACCCUCUCAUUCUUUGGAUUACUGGAGGCAAAACAUGCUCAGCAUUGCGUACAAUCUUUCAACAAAUUGGGCCAUUGCUUGUAGAACCAGUGGAGUAUAAUGGGAGUUUGCCCAGGCUGCGACCAUUUCCCUAUUCAUGGACAAAGUUUGCUAGCAUUAUUUUCUUGGAUUCACCGGCUGGAACUGGAUUUUCAUAUGCUACAAAGAGUGUUCAAAACAGUGAUUUGUCGGCAGCUAGCAAUGCAUAUGAAUUUCUUCAAAAGUGGCUAAUUGAUCAUCCGGAAUUCCUCUCAAAUCCUUUUUAUGUUGCCGGUCACUCAUAUGCCGGCCUUAUAGUUCCAAUAAUUACUGAAAUGAUAUCAAAUGGAAUUGAAAGCGGAGUUAAGCCAUUGAUUCAACUUCAGGGAUACAUACUUGGUAGUCCAAGAGCGUUUGAAGCUCAAGAUAACUAUAGAGUUCCAUUUGCUCAUGGAAUGGGACUCAUUACCGAUCAACUAUAUGAGUCACUCAAAAAAAAUUGCAAGGAAGAUUAUAUGAAUACCAAUUCUACUAGUUUACAUUGUCAACGAGAUCUUCAAACUUUUAAUCAGUUGACCGAGAGUAUAAAUCACAAACAUAUUUUGGAGCCUAUUUGUUUGUCUGGUUCUGAUUCUACAAUGUCAUCUCUCAUUAAGUUGCCGGUACAAAAGCCUCUUCAUCAUGACUUGUACACAAAAUUGAAGAUUGAUCCAUUUUUUCUUUGUGGAUUGCAAUGUCGAGAUGAAUGGAGCGAACUUACCCCGUAUUGGGCCAAUGAUUAUCAUGUUCAAAUGGCCCUUCAUGUUCGACAGGGGACUAAGGAAAAAUGGGAACUUUGCAGUGACAGUGUACCAUACACAUCGUCAAUCGGUAACGCUAUACCAUAUCAUAUGAGACUUAGCAAAAAAGGGUAUAGAUCUCUUAUCUACAGUGGUGAUCACGAAAUGAUGAGCACAUGUCUUUCAAAUGAAGCGUGGAUAAAAUUGCUAAAUUAUUCCAUUAUUGAUGACUGGAGGUCAUGGAUGAUUGAAGGUCAAGUUGCAGGGUAUACAACGACAUAUGCUAAUAACAUGACAUUCGUUACUGUGAAGGGAGGAGGUCAUGUUGCACCCGACUAUCGUCCUUUUGAAUCUCAAGUUAUGUUCAAGCGAUGGAUAUCUUAUGAAAAUCUUUAAUUUUAUAUAAAAUUUAGUAGAAAUAAAGUGAGUAAAAGUACUAAAGUUUGUUGAUGUUUUAACUUUUUUAAGUAUUCAAUAAGCAUCUUUGAUAAAUCGAUGCCACCAGUGUUUAAUAAUUCGACAAUAACUAUAAUAUUGUCAAGUUGUGGUUAUUAUAUAUGAAAAUUGGUGUGCUCUCCA